AUGAAAUAUGUCAACUCAUAUAUUCUGAAUUAUUAUAGUAUUAAUGAUUAUCAACAAUUCUUUGAAGAACUCUUUGAGACUGAAAGACAAUAUGAUACUUUAUCAGUUAUUCAGCCUAAUGAAACUCCACAGCAAUGGGCACUCAGAGGUAAAUUUGUAGAUCAUGAUUACUACCGAUCUAGAAUUUAUAAAACUCGUAUGGCAAUUUGUCUUAAUUGUAUGAAGCUUAUUCAGGUUAAUGAUGUGAAGCUAAAAAAGAAAUUUCAUCACACUAUAGAGAUGGUUUGGCAAGAAUUAUUCAAAAUGUUUGGAGACGAUUUCAAAAAAGAGAGCCAUCAAAUGCAUGACUCGCUUGGAACAGCUUAG
Cetraspora pellucida is the source of this 366-nucleotide messenger RNA. Lineage: Eukaryota; Fungi; Glomeromycota; Glomeromycetes; Diversisporales; Gigasporaceae. The record is from the annotation of a GenBank genome assembly.